Molecule: messenger RNA, 1588 nt
Organism: Ochlerotatus camptorhynchus
Lineage: Eukaryota; Metazoa; Arthropoda; Insecta; Diptera; Culicidae
Exons: 9
Coding region: 1-1581 (526 amino acids)
Source: RefSeq, a predicted model, not a curated record
AUGGAAUCCCUAAAAGAACAGCUGAAUCCGGAGGAAUACGAGAAAUUGGAAGGGAAGGAUCGACGACAGAAGUUACACUCAGUGACCAAGGUAUCAACCGUCAAGGAUCUGAUGCACUACAUACCGGUCAAGGACACCUUGGCUUUGAUCUUCAGUAAUGCUGAAGCAAGAGAGAUGAUACUGCAGGAAGAACGAUAUCACAAAUUUACCAACGAUUCUUUGAAAUACCUCACUGAAAGCGAUCUUAAGGACAUUGGAAUCGUUGAGAAAGGACCUCUGCUAUUGAUCCUGAGCAUAGUGCACAAACUCAAACAAGCGCAAGCAGACUCGGUUGAAGUUAUUGAAACAUGUUCACCCCAAGCCGGACCAUCUCGUGGAGCACCAGGAUUUGAAUCAGAACCUACAACCAUACGACAAUCCCUGGAUCGAAAUGCCAAAUUUAGAAGCAUUCUGUAUUCCAAGCUGGAUGCCGGAAUUGUACCCAUCCAUAAAGAACUGCUCUUCAUGGUACGCAUCCUUUGCGACAGCAUGGUGUCGAAACUACUAAAUGAGAAAAUUUAUCCUGCAACCGAAGAGAAGAAAUCGUUGGCCAAAAAAAUUAUUGAAACGUUUCCUGUACUGACAUCCACGAAGUUGACAGAAAGUUCACCAGAGUAUUCGUACUUUUUCUGGAGGAAUGCUGGCAAAGGACCGAAUCACGAGCAUUCAGGUUUGAUCCAUUCACAUCUACGCAAUGCUGCUUCAAAACAUUUGAGAUCGACAGACAGGAAAUUUACACAUAAGAAAAAAGCUGAGAAGGUUACAAGCGUUUCAACCGGAAUAAUAGAGCUUGCUGAAGAAUGUGCAAACAAGGAUGGGGUAUCCACCAAUUUUAAAGCUAUCAUGAGAGGCAUGGAAGAAACACACUCCCUAUACGUUAUGAUGUUGCAAAAUAGAAGGUCGUUUUCAAGCAUCCUACAAACAUUUCCACACUUCAGGUCAUUUCACGGAGUAUUGAUUCAAAAAACUUACGAGCGCAUCACACCCAACUACGACAAAAAUAGCAUCCUGGCUAAGACUUUUUCGAGAGGGUUAAUGGUUGAACAAGGCAUAUUUUCAGGAAUUCAGGAUGAUAAUCUUCGAGGAUGCCUUCGGAUUAUGCAAGCUCUGAGCCGACGAGGUUUGAAACAACAAGAAAGAAAGCAUGAUAAGGAUCUAACGAUCGAACACAAGAUUGCUUCAGAUUUGGUCCGUUUUGUACCGGAUACAGAAUCUUCCCUGGCUGAGCAACUUGCAAGAUACGUUGCUUGUAAUGUUGAGCAAGGUGCAUCUGUAGCACCACACAUCAUCUCUCAAGGCGAUGAGUAUUUCAUUUACAUUCUGGGAGAACUCAUACACUGCGGAGACAGCUCAGCACAAGUGCUUGAUGUUUUUUUUAAAUGCUUUUCAGUAUUCAAUGUGUCGGUUUCACCACAAUUACAAAAAAUUAAAGAUUUCGUUGACAUUGUUAGCUUCAAAACUAUGAAACAUAGCACAAGACAAUCGGUUAACCGAUUGACUGCUAUGUUUCUGGAAUCUUUUAAAGCUGACAAUGCAAACUGAAUUUUAU